AUGUGUAGAAAAAAAAUUCAAUUACUCUUCAAAAGAUUUUUUUUGUUGCUACUCUGCUGACAGUUAAGUUUUUGCUAUGCCGUGGUGAACAUUAUUGAAUUAAUUUGUAAACGACGGACGGACACGCCAGUUUAAAAAACCCUAUUAUGUUUUUAUAACAAGCAGAAGAAAAAAACUACACAAAUUAUUUGGAAUUUUGUAAAACAAAAAAAUCUAUAAAGAAGAAAACAAAAAUACUUGAAAAAAAAGAAAAUAGUGUAGUGUUUAUAUAAAAAUACAAAAAGAAAUUUUUAUUGCAAACCAAUUGAUGAUAAAGUUGUAAAAAAGAAACAAGAAAAAAAAAAGAAAGAAUUAAAAAUUCAUUUUUUAGAUACAAAUUAAAUCAAGUGUAUAUUUUUUGGUGCGCGGCCAUUUUUUUGUAUGCCCCUGCUUUUUAAAUUCGUUGUCGUUUUGUGUCGAAAAAAACCCGAAGAAGGAGGCGAAGUAAAAAAAUAAUAUAAAAAAAAAGAUUUUGCAAGUGACGAAGUUUUUUUUUUGUUUCUUCAUUAAAUAAAUAUAGUGCAAAAAAAGAGCGCAAAUUAAAAAAAUCAAAAAAAAAGGAAAGAAAAAAAUUUAGAAUGAUGAUAAUAAAUGAAACAUGUGUGUAAUUGAAAAUUGCUUAAUUAUAGAAAAAAUUGAAAUAUUUAAAGCCAACAACAAGAAAAUGCAAAAUUCAAAAUUGGUUCUUCAAGCAAGUUUAAAAAAAAGAGUGCAAGUUUAAAAGUGAACAAAACGAAUAAAAAAAGAAGAAUAAUCAAUAAAAAAUUUAAACACACACUCAAACAUACUGCUUAUAGUUCAAGUACCUGCCCCUUUGGAAAACAUUUAUACAACAUAAUUCGACUUCAUCAGGAUUGAGUUUUAGUUUUUGGACCCCCCUUUAACGAAAAUUGGAACACGUGUUAAAACCCCCCCCUAAAUAAACUCCUGUGUAAAAAUCUCAAUUCCAAUUGGUUUUUAAACAAUUUUUUUAACACACUUAACAGUUAAACAGCAAAACUGUUUAAACAACAACGUGUUUUUGGUGAUUAAAAAUCCUGUUACCAACAUACAACAGUAAUACUGCUGCAGGCACCUACAAAUCUAAGCGACUACUCCACCAACCUCCUCCUCGAACUGAAAUACUCCAUCCCCCCUUUAAUUUAAAAGUUUUUGCGCAGUAAUCGCAUAUUAAUGGCUGAUAUUUCAGCCCUUACAGCGGCAGCAGCAACAACUGUUUAUCCUUCUUUAACCACGUCAGCCAACGAUUAUUUGCAUCGUUCCACCAUUGAUCAAUUACGUUCGAUGAAUGAACGUGGCGUUCUCUCGUCGCUGAGUCAUUUGACCACAGCCGAUUUGCGGACGGCACAGCUGGUGCACGAGUACAAUAAACCGUUUAAUAUUAAUGAGUUUCGGCAAAAUGUGGAGCGUUUGGACUAUUCACUGAAGAACGGUUUGGUCGGUGUCAAUUUGCAGCAGCAACAACAGCAGCAGCAACAGCAGCAAUUGGUCGUCGAACAUCAACAGCAACAGCAGCAGCAACAACAACAGGCCCUCGAACAACAGCAGCAACAUCAUCAGCAACAGCAGCAACAACAACAGCAACUGAAACAAUCCUAUAGUCCACCAAAUUCCCCAGCAACACCGAAUAUGGCGGAGCAACCCGAACAAAAGUACGAUCCGAAUGCCAGUGUUGAACACCAUCAUCAGAAAUCGCAUCGUUCACAUCAUCAUACCUCGCCGGAUGGACGUGAAACCAAACCCUACAAAUGCACACAAUGCACAAAAUCGUUCGCCAAUUCAUCGUACCUCUCCCAGCACACACGCAUCCACUUGGGCAUUAAGCCGUACCGCUGCGAAAUAUGCCAACGCAAAUUCACCCAACUGUCACAUCUGCAACAGCACAUACGCACGCAUACGGGCGACAAGCCGUACAAGUGUCGUCAUGCCGGUUGUCCGAAGGCCUUCUCACAACUCUCCAAUCUACAGUCCCAUUCGCGGUGCCAUCAAACGGACAAACCGUUCAAAUGCAACUCUUGCUACAAAUGCUUUACCGACGAGAUGACUCUGCUCGAGCACAUACCAAAACACAAAGAUUCGAAACACUUGAAGACCCACAUCUGUAAUUUGUGUGGCAAAUCGUACACCCAAGAAACAUAUCUGGAGAAGCACUUGCAGAAGCAUGCCGAAAAGGCCGAAAAACAACAGCAAAGACACACCAAUCUGAAUGUGCAGCAUCACGUGCCGGCGGGCGGUAUAGGUUUGAGUUUGCAGCGCCAGGUGGUCAUGAAUGCGGCUGCUGUGGCCGGUGAUGCCAAUGCGGCCUAUUGGGCCAAGGUGGGUGCAGAUGGUGCCGUCAAUGCGGCCACCUUAGCGGAAGCUAUUCAGCAGCAACAGGCCCAAGCGCAGGCGCAACAACAGCAAGCCGCUCAGAAUGGCUACAACUUUACCACGCUGCAACAUCAGCAGCAGCAACAGGAACUGUUGCAGCAUCAUCAACGUCUCGUGAAUGGUACAGCCAACGGGGGUAAUGGCGGUGGCGAUAGUGCGGCCAGCGGCAAUACGCCCAAUCACUCACAGAGCCCCAAUGAACAGGGCGAAGAUCUGGUGAUACGCCAAACAUCACAGCAACAUCAUCAACAACAGCAGCAGCAACAACAGCAACAGCAGCAACAACAACAGCAGCAGCAAUCCCAUUCGCCCAACAAUAUGGUGGUUGUGAACUCAUCUGCCUACGAUGUGAAAACCACAUCAGCUUUCACGCCCAUUCCCACAGCACCAACCCAUUUGCAAGCGGCCGCCUUGGCCCAACAGAGAGCACCACCUGCUGCCGCCUACAUUUAUCAGCAGAAUGCAGCAGCAGCUGCCGGCUUCCCCACUCAACUAAUAUCGCUACAUCAAAUACGUAACUAUGCUCAUCAACCAGGAGCAGCUGCAGCAGCUGGUCUGCUGGCCGGUGAUCAUCUAUUGGGUCUAAGCGUGACUGCCGGUGGUGCGGGCAAGGACAAAACCCAAUAGUAUCAUGCGGAGAUGGAUACAACGGUCACUAAUGUGACCACCAAAUCAACAACAUCAUCAACAACAACUACUACUACUACCAAUAAAAAGCACAAAUCGUUUAAUAAACAACAACAACAAUCCCUACCACCAACAUUAACACUUCAACAACAGCUGCAGCAACAGCGCCAACAACAAGAAUCACUUAAAGCCUCCACUGUAGUAAGCUGAUUUUUUAAAAAUUUAAUUUGAGAAAAAAACAAAAUUUAAAAUUUUUAUUUUUUUUUUUAAUUUAAGAAAAGUUUUCUUUUUCUUUUUAGAAAACUAAAACAUGCAUAUAAAUAUAAAU
This is a messenger RNA of Calliphora vicina (urban bluebottle blowfly), 3364 nucleotides long. It is a transcript of the gene sqz, whose product is annotated as squeeze. NCBI's taxonomy places the organism in Eukaryota, Metazoa, Arthropoda, Insecta, Diptera, Calliphoridae. Gene Ontology annotation, biological process: regulation of transcription by RNA polymerase II. Gene Ontology annotation, cellular component: chromosome. Gene Ontology annotation, molecular function: chromatin insulator sequence binding. The transcript has 3 exons. Bases 1213 to 3036 code for a protein of 607 amino acids. The record is from RefSeq and is a predicted model, not a curated record.